UUCUGCCCAAAAAACUUUUCGGAAAUAAAAUUUUAUUAAAUGUUAUACUGGAAUUUCUGGCCAGAAUAGAGUCAUGAGAUUACAUAAAAAAGCUUCCAGUUCCUGUGUCACUAUGACGAGUGUGACGUUGCACAAUAAAGAAUCCAUUCAUAGUUCAAGAGUUGGCAAUGCCGGAAGUCACAGUUUCUCAUACUGGUAGCCUCGCGUAGGGCCCAGUUCUUUCCCUUUGUUGUUGUUGUUUUGAUUGCUCGUAGGUUAUAUUGCCCUAUGUUUUGAUAACAUUUUUCUGCUUUCACUUCCAAUUUUGAAACGUAUUACCUAUCAGAAAAUGAUGUUUCUCCUUAGUGAGGAACACAAAUCUCAUUUAUCUGUGUUGCUUAACCAGCCACCUCAGUUGCUACAGGAUUUUUGUAGACUGGCCUUGGAGCUUCUGAAAAGAGGCCACAAUCUGAAAUUGUAUUCUGCUGCUGCACAAAAACUUGCGGUGGAAGUCCAAGUCAUUCAGCUGGCGGUAGAAGGCUUAGUUCAGCUCCUUGUUAAAAGUAGACAACACAAGCUAUCAGGAUCAGAUUUUCGAGAUGUAGCCCUGGCAUCAGGUUUCAAUGAGGAGUUGGAAUCUGUGUUGACAGAGUUUUAUGAAAGUAAUAAAGAAACAGUGGACCUGGCACUGGGUACUCUUGCACCUUCGUUGCCACAUUAUCAUAAUUUGGAAUGGAGGUUUGAUGUCCAGAUUGCAUCUAAAGCCUUAGUAAAGGAAACAAUUCCCACAUUGACCAUGAAGCUGGGCUUGGAAGAAAGACCACAACUUGAAGACAAUCCUGUGCGAGAAAGUCUCCUUUUGCAAACAGAUCCGAACAACCUGAAGCACAUAAUCCAAAAAUUAGAUGAGGCUCUGGUAGAGGCAUCCAGUCAACAUAGUAGAAGACUGCAGAGAAUAUUCAAGUAAAAUAGUGUUGUAUCAGUUAAGUUUGUACUUUGAUAUGUACUUUGUAUAAAAUAAAUGUUGUAUAUAUAUUCAA
Molecule: messenger RNA, 1019 nt
Organism: Thrips palmi
Lineage: Eukaryota; Metazoa; Arthropoda; Insecta; Thysanoptera; Thripidae
Product: COMM domain-containing protein 2-like
Exons: 5
Coding region: 329-946 (205 amino acids)
Source: RefSeq, a predicted model, not a curated record